Messenger RNA from Lolium rigidum, 1814 nucleotides. Its product is annotated as cation transporter HKT8-like. The coding region runs from base 219 to 1772 and encodes 517 amino acids. The transcript is spliced from 3 exons. The record is from RefSeq and is a predicted model, not a curated record. Gene Ontology annotation, cellular component: plasma membrane. NCBI's taxonomy places the organism in Eukaryota, Viridiplantae, Streptophyta, Magnoliopsida, Poales, Poaceae. Gene Ontology annotation, molecular function: monoatomic cation transmembrane transporter activity. Gene Ontology annotation, biological process: monoatomic cation transport; transmembrane transport.
UGUUACACCUUCCACUAGUCGGAGUUAUCUCUAGGUAGCGCACCAGUUAAUCUCUAGUGGCCAGUGCAACAACCACACACGCUGGACUAAGGUACACCACAAACAACCACAACACCAACUGGACUCCAGACCUCUUCCGUCCGAGUAUAAAUAGCCCACUUCUCUGAUUGCUUCCAGCAGAAGAAGCCAAGAAUACUCUACAGAACGUACGGCAGAAAAUGGGUCUCCGUUGUUUGCAUGCCUCCAGCACCACCCGAUAUGGCAAGCUUCAAAUGAUCUACCACCUUUUGCUUUUCCAUGUGCACCCGUUCUGGCUGCAGCUCUUGUAUUUUGCAUCCAUCUCCGUGGUUGGUUUCUUGAUCCUUAAAUCCCUCCCCAUGACCACGUCGAGGCCCAUGGACGUGGACCUGAUCUUCACGUCGGUGUCGGCGACGACGGUUUCGAGCAUGAUGGCUGUGGAGAUGGAGACCUUCUCCAACUCCCAGCUCCUGCUCCUAACCCUCCUCAUGCUUCUCGGCGGCGAGGUGUUCACGAGCAUGCUUGGCCUGCACUUCACCUACGUCAAGCAGUCCAAGAAGAAAGGAGCGCCGCAUGACCACAGUGCCAAUAAGCUCAGCCCUGCUAUAGACGGCGACCACGACGACCCUACCACGGCAGAGAACCAGAUGGAGCAAGGGGGGCUGAAGAGCCAGCCGCUUUACGAUGGCGCCUCUCUUACCAGGCUGCUUCUGUUCCUAGUUUUGGUGUAUUAUGUGGUGGUGCACCUCACCGGCUACACGCUGAUGCUGGUGUACCUGAGUGUAGUCUCCGGCGCGAGAGCCGUGCUUUCCGGCAAGGGGAUCAGCACUUACACCUUCUCCAUCUUCAUCGUCGUCUCGACGUUCGCCAACUGCGGCUUCGUCCCAACCAACGAAGGGAUGAUCUCCUUCAGAACCUUCCCUGGUCUCCUCCUCCUGGUCAUGCCACACGUCCUCCUCGGCAACACUCUCUUCCCUGUCUUCCUGAGGCUGGCCAUCUGGGCUCUCCAUAGGGUCACCAAGAGGCCUGAGCUUGGUGAGCUUCGGAGGAUCAGGAGUCCAUGUCCAUGUGAUGGGGAUUCUGUAGCAUACGACCACUUGCUGACAUGCAGGCACACUUGGUUCUUGGCUCUCACGGUGGCCGUGUUCGUGCUGCUGCAACUGGUACUUCUCUGCGCCAUGGAGUGGGGCUCCCAGGGGCUGCACGGGCUCACCGCCGGGCAGAAGGUCGUGGCGGCGCUCUUCAUGUCGGUCAACUCCAGGCACGCCGGCGAGGCGGUCGUGGACCUCUCCACCUUGUCGUCAGCCGUCGUGGUGCUCUACGUGGUGAUGAUGUACCUACCACCUUACACUGCAUUUCUACCGUUAAAAGAGAGUGACAAACAAAUGGGAUCAGAGUCCGACCAGAAGAGCCGUAGCAUCUGGCAGAAGCUACUCAUGUCGCCGCUUGCAUGCCUAGCCAUCUUCAUCAUCGUCAUAUGCAUCACCGAGCGGCAGAAGAUCGCCGAUGAUCCCCUGAACUUCAGCGUCCUCAACAUCGUCGUCGAAGUCAUCAGUGCGUAUGGCAACGUGGGGUUCAGCACUGGGUAUAGCUGCGGCAGGCAGCUGAGGCCCGACGGCAGCUGCAGGGACGCGUGGGUUGGCUUCUCGGGGAAGUGGAGCAGGGAAGGGAAGCUUCUUCUAAUGGCUGUCAUGUUGUACGGCAGGCUCAAGAAGUUCAGCAUGCAUGGCGGUGAGGCAUGGAAGAUAGCCUAAGCUGAUAUUUCUCAUAGACUAGCUAGAUCUCGCUCCGAAGUA